UUUUUCAUGGUUAUUUAUAUGAUUAAUGGAAAUAAUGUGUAAGUCCGUGGCUGAAAAAGUCCGGUCUCGGGUCUGGUAGUAAGAGGGAUUCGGAGAAAUUAGGAGGGAUAAUGGUGGAUUUGGAAUGCUUAAGGUGAUACCGGAUCGGUUAGUAAGAGGGAUUUGUAUUAAUUAAUAGGGAUAUCGGUGGAUUUGGAGAGCUUAAGAUGAUACGGUAGUUUAAGCGGGAUAAAAGCCUCUCAAUCUCUUGACAGCCAUCAUAAUCCCUUAAUAAAUAUACAAAAAAUACCGCUGGUAGUAAAGCUUUCUGACUGUAUUAACAAUAAUAUUUUAAUCAAAAUAUUUUCAGGAAUUGGAUGGAGUAUGUCGGCAAUGUCAUUAAUUGUAUCUGUUUAUUAUAAUGUUAUACUUGCAUGGGUAUUAAUCUACCUAUGGACUAUAAUAACUGGCCGUUCAGGAGAAUGGGUUUCAUGUAGAAAUGAUUACAAUACUAUCUAUUGUCAAUCUACUGUAGAAGACAGUCUUUGUAUAGAGGAAUUCGCUCAAAAAUCUCAAAAUGUUUUGGCAUUUUAUUUUAAUAAAAGUUGUCAUUCUGCCAAUGAUACGCUUACAAAAAAUUUAAAAACUGAAACAUUUAAUAAAUUGUCUGCAGUCAGUCCAGCAGAAGAAUUUUUUGAAAAUUAUGUUUUGGAAAAAACUUUAAAAUUGGAUCAGUUUGGAGGAAUUAAUUUAAAAGUGGCUUUGGCAUUAGCUAUUGCUUGGACACUUACAGGGCUAGUUUUGGUGAAAGGAGUUAAAAUGAUGGGAAAAAUUUCUUACUUCACUGCAACCAUUCCCUACGUCAUAAUUGUUAUUCUUUUUAUCCGCGGAAUUACUUUAGACGGUGCUUCAAUUGGAUUAGACUAUUAUAUAUUUCAUCCUGAUUUUAGUGUUAUUCUUGACCCAGUGACUUGGAGAGCAGCAGCAACACAAGUAUGUUAUAGUCUUUCUGUUGGCUUUGGAGGCAUUUUGUCUUUAUCUAGCUAUAAUCCAAGAACUCAUAAUUGUUAUAGAGAUGCUUUUAUAAUUACAAUGGCCGAUGGUUUGAUACAUUUAAGACCCACUAUUAGAUACCCACAGAAUUACCACAAGUUAAGAUAA
Meloidogyne enterolobii is the source of this 1140-nucleotide messenger RNA. NCBI's taxonomy places the organism in Eukaryota, Metazoa, Nematoda, Chromadorea, Rhabditida, Meloidogynidae. The record is from the annotation of a GenBank genome assembly.